This is a messenger RNA of Paecilomyces variotii, 1306 nucleotides long. Its product is annotated as endo 1,5-alpha-arabinase. Gene Ontology annotation, biological process: carbohydrate metabolic process. The record is from RefSeq and is a predicted model, not a curated record. Gene Ontology annotation, molecular function: arabinan endo-1,5-alpha-L-arabinosidase activity. The coding region runs from base 154 to 1269 and encodes 371 amino acids. Lineage: Eukaryota; Fungi; Ascomycota; Eurotiomycetes; Eurotiales; Thermoascaceae. The transcript has 4 exons.
CAGUGUGCUUGAGGAAUCAACCAUUGUUCCUGACCAUUGAAUGCCAGCUAGCUCGGAUUUGUCGUCAAAUGCCAAUGCUUUUGAAUAAAAAACCUUGCGGCGCAUCUCUAUUACUAGCACACCAACUUCGCAUCGUCUUUUAUCAUUCUUGUCAUGUUCGCAUCCAUCGAACAUAGAGCUUACCAAAUGGUUCUCCUAUCUUUGGUGGCCUUGAGCCUGGCUUUCAUUUCUCCUGUGAAUGCGGCCCCUCCUGUCGCAUCAGGAACAGUCGGCGUUGGAAGCCCCGUACAAACAACUGGGUAUCCAAUAGCCCUACAAGGAAAUCUUCAAGUCCAUGACCCCAGCGUUAUCCGCUACAACAACAACUACUACGCCUUCACUGGAGGGGUAUCUAUCCCCUAUUUCAAGGCGAGUAACAUGAGCGGACCAUGGGAAUCGCUAGGCACAGUGUUAAAUGGACCAAGUGUGAUUCAAAGAGAAGGCCGAGAAGACCCAUGGGCCCCAAACGUGAUGGAGUACAACGGGUCCUUUUACUGCUAUUACGCAGUUAGCCGGGAUGGAACACGGGAGAGCUCCAUUGGAGUAGCGAUCACUGCGGAUAUCGACCGGGGUCCUUGGACUGAUCUUGGAGAAAUCAUCGCAACGGGUACGGGUCUCUUCAGCAGCAACUAUCCUUACAGUGCAUCGAAUGCUAUCGACCCUAGUGUCCUGAUCGAUCCGAAAAAUGGUCAACCAUACCUGGCUUGGGGGAGCUAUUGGACCAAUAUCUGGCAGGCACCUCUCGCCUCGCAGUUGACGUCGGUUGAAGACAGAGAAGACCCCGACGCGGUGAAUCUUGCUUACGACAUUCUUCCUGGAGAAGAUAAUGCGUUUCUGAAAUCAUAUCCGGCUACGAGAGAGCCGGAUGGAACACGUCCUGUCGAGGGGUCGUUUAUGUAUUAUCGAGAACCGUGGUAUUAUCUCUGGUUUAGCCAUGGACAGUGUUGUAAUUUCGAGUCGACUCUUCCUCCAGCUGGUGAUGAAUACUCCAUUCGCGUCGGCAGAUCCGCCACCAUCCAAGGUCCAUACGUAGACGAAUCAGGCACGAACCUCACAGACGGCGGCGGCACCAUCAUAUAUGGCUCGAACAAUAACGGCGUGGUCUACGCACCAGGUGGACAGGGAAUAAUGAGUGGAGCAGAAACUGGUGAUUUUGAUAUACUUUAUUAUCAUUACUUAAACGAGGACAUUGGUCUAAAUUACGAUGUGAGAAUACCCGGAAAUAGUUAAGCGUGGAAACAAAAACAUGCUAAUUGACGUGUGUGUG